Cyphellophora attinorum is the source of this 759-nucleotide messenger RNA. Its product is annotated as 3-beta-hydroxysteroid-Delta(8),Delta(7)-isomerase. The transcript has 3 exons. Lineage: Eukaryota; Fungi; Ascomycota; Eurotiomycetes; Chaetothyriales; Cyphellophoraceae. Gene Ontology annotation, molecular function: cholestenol delta-isomerase activity; steroid Delta-isomerase activity; C-8 sterol isomerase activity. The record is from RefSeq and is a predicted model, not a curated record. Gene Ontology annotation, cellular component: endoplasmic reticulum; membrane. Gene Ontology annotation, biological process: sterol biosynthetic process. Bases 1 to 759 code for a protein of 252 amino acids.
AUGGAUCGUUUGCUCAGACUGCUGGACAGUCAACAUACAGAGGCCGGAUCUGCUCCGCCAAACCACCCUUAUUCACCGAAGAACAUUGUCUUGUCCGGAUACAGGGCGAACGACGCUACCGAUAUCCAGCUGCUCCUGACGUUUGCGUUGGCGUGGACGCCCAUCUUCGCAACGACGUGGAUGGCAAUGGCGUGGUACUGUCCACGGCUGAAGCUCAGUGACCGUUUGACCGUACUGUGGUUUGUCCUCUGCGGUACUCUUCAUACAUUCUUCGAGGGCUACUACUUGCUGAAUCACGAACAUAUGGGACAGUCUAUGGAUGUCUUCGCGCAGCUAUGGAAAGAGUAUGCACUCUCUGACUCCCGGUAUCUGACGUCCAGUACCUUUGUACUGGCGGCAGAAGGUCUGACCGUCGUCUUACUGGCUCCACUCUCCUAUUCGAUGGUCUUCCUGAUUGCUACGUCAAGCCCAUAUCGAACAACAGUGCAGAUCAUGGUCUGCUUUGGACACAUGUAUUCGGACACGCUGUAUUAUGCCACAUCAGGGCUUGACUACUACUUGCAUGGUGUCAACCAUUGCCGGCCAGAGGCAUACUACUUUUGGGUCUAUUACGUGGCCAUGAAUGGUGUGUGGAUGAUUGUACCUGCUGUGCUGCUGCUUCAAGCGGUGAGGCGGAAUGCUCAAGCCUUCGCCGCAUUAGAUCGCAUAUCAAAGUCGAUGCAUACAAAUGGUCAGCUGAAGAUGCCAAAUGGAUUGUGA